AAUGGCAAGAAGUAUCAGCGGCUGAUAAAGACAGCCAGAGAGUUCGACUAUGGCAAGUUUGAGCCCCAUAUAGUGCCCAGCACAAAGAAUCUACACCAGCUGUUUUGCAAGCUCACUCUAAGACACAUCAACAAGUUUCCAGAGCACGUGCUGCGUCACGUCCAAGGGAAGCGCUAUCAGAAGGCUCUAAAAAUGUAUGAGGAGUGCCAGAAGGAAGGAGUGGAGUACGUCCCUGCCUGCUUGCGACAGAAGCACCAGCAGACGCGGCACCCUGAUGACCAAAUGAACGGGAGCAGACAGCCUUACAGAAAAGAGGAAUUCUGGGAGCCAAAGUCCAGCGAUGAGGAUGGAGAGGAGACAGAUGACAGCAUGAGUGACCUGUAUCCAUCCGCACUCUUCCCAGAAAAAAGCCCAGCAGCUCCACAAACCACAAAGGGCAGCGAUGACUUUGCAACAGACAGCGAGGACGAGGGUGCCAAGCAGACUGGUGACGUGAACGGAGAGGACAGUGGAAGAAUGGAUGUCAGCGGAGCAGUUGGCAACAAAAGGGGAAAGAAACAGUCAGGCCCUUUAAAGAAGAAAUUCAAGAGUCAUCAUCGAAAACCCAAGAACUUCAAGAAAGCAAUCAAUGGCAAAUAAAUUUUACAAUAAAUACAUGG
Pelecanus crispus (Dalmatian pelican) is the source of this 659-nucleotide messenger RNA. Lineage: Eukaryota; Metazoa; Chordata; Aves; Pelecaniformes; Pelecanidae. The record is from RefSeq and is a predicted model, not a curated record.